Molecule: messenger RNA, 3609 nt
Organism: Phaeoacremonium minimum UCRPA7
Lineage: Eukaryota; Fungi; Ascomycota; Sordariomycetes; Togniniales; Togniniaceae
Product: putative pre-mrna-splicing factor atp-dependent rna helicase prp22 protein
Exons: 1
Coding region: 1-3609 (1202 amino acids)
Biological process (GO): spliceosomal complex disassembly
Cellular component (GO): catalytic step 2 spliceosome; intracellular anatomical structure
Molecular function (GO): RNA binding; ATP binding
Source: RefSeq, a predicted model, not a curated record
AUGGAUGAUCUAGAGUCGCUCGAGCUGCUGUCCCUAGUGUCGAAGGUCACCUCGGAACUGCAGAACCAUCUCCACAUUAGCGACAAGACCCUUGCCGAAUUCAUCAUUGCCCAGCGGGUCGAGUGCGGCAAUGUUGACGAGUUCAAGACAAGGCUCUCCUCUAUCGCCGAACUACCUCAGAGUUUGAUCGAGAGUAUAGACCGCCUUGUUCUAUCCCUGCAUCCGAAGUUCAAGGGCCAGCCACAGAACGGGGACAGGCAGGAGCCGUCAGCGGAAGAGAAGGCCAAUGUCUUCAAAGGCCUGGCUAUUCCUGACAAGGAGCCCGCCUACGACAACGGCGCCGGAGACGCAAUCGAUGAUACGCUAGCGCUUUUAGAAGGUUUGGAGGGCAAGGCGAAGCGGGAAAAGAAUGGCGCAAACCGAAAGCGCAGCAGGAGUCCAGAGGACGAUGAAGAUGCGAGAAGGCGCAGGCGGAAGGAUCGUUAUCGGGAACGGGAUCAUGCCGAAGACGAUUACCUCCGGGAUCGGGAUGGGUAUUCCAAGCGCAAGGACGAUUAUAGCAAUGGCGACUACUCGAAGAGCAAGGGUCGAAAGGAGAGGCGGACAAGAAGAGAUUACUUUGAUGAUGAGGACGAGGAUAAUGAGUUACGCCGGCCGCCGACCCCGGAAAUGGAUGACUCCCCCAAGUUGUUCAAGGUCUACGACGGACAUGUCACAGGAAUCAAAGAUUUUGGCGCCUUCGUCAACCUCCAUGGAAUCAAGGGCAAGGUGGAUGGGCUAGUACACGUGUCGGCGCUGGUCGAAGGUCAGAGGGUUAAUCACCCGUCGGAUCUAUUGACAAGAGGUCAGAAUGUGAAGGUCAAGGUUGUCAAAAUGGAAGGCAACAGGAUAGGCCUGUCCAUGAAGGAGGUUGACCAAGUCACUGGCGAGGAUCUCGCUCCCCAAGCGCGAAUACAAUCUGGUGCAAAUAUGGAAGCAUUGGGUGGUAGAAACGGACACGGAAACGGAAACGGCCUGAACGAUGGCAUUCGAUCUGCAGCGCUUCAAAACAACCCCAGCCAGAACAGGCGGCAGAAGAAGCGUAUGACGUCCCCAGAACGAUGGGAAAUCCGACAGUUGAUUGCAUCUGGGGUUGCAAAAGCGUCGGAUUACCCCGAUCUCGAGGAAGAUUACAAUGCUACUCUCACGGGCGAGGGACAAUUGGAGUUGGAAGAAGAUGUCGACAUCGAGAUCCGAGAGGAAGAACCGCCUUUUCUUGCUGGUCAAACAAAGCAAUCACUGGAGCUCUCACCCAUCAGAAUCACCCGUGCUCCAGACGGCAGCAUGAAUAGGGCUGCAAUGGCUGGAACAAACCUCGUGAAGGAACGGAAGGAAAUUAAACAACAGGAGGCCGACGCGGCUAAGGAACAAGAAACGAAACCUGAUCUGUCAGCGCAGUGGCAGGAUCCCAUGGCUGAUCCUGAUAAGCGGAGAUUUGCUAGCGAUCUGAAGCAAGCUCAUAUGAAAGCAAAGACCGACGAAGUACCGGAAUGGCGGAGAGUCAUUGCACCAAAGGAUCAACCUCUGGGAAAGCGAACAAACAUGACAAUCAAGCAGCAAAGAGAGUCCUUGCCUGUCUAUGCCUUUCGAAGCCAGCUCAUCUCAGCUGUGAGAGACAAUCAGUUUAUGAUUGUUGUUGGUGAAACUGGCUCUGGCAAGACUACUCAGCUCACACAAUAUCUCGCAGAAGCCGGCUUCACAAACAACGGCAUGAUUGGCUGCACACAGCCACGUCGUGUAGCAGCCAUGUCUGUCGCCAAACGUGUUGCUGAAGAAGUGGGUUGUCAACUGGGUGAAGAAGUUGGUUACACUAUCCGUUUCGAGGACAACACUAGUCCCAAGACUGUCAUCAAGUACAUGACUGACGGUAUGCUUCAAAGAGAGAUUCUGAUAGAUCCCGACUUGAAGAGAUAUUCUGUCAUUAUUCUUGAUGAGGCCCACGAAAGGACGCUCGCGACAGAUGUUCUCUUUGCGCUUUUGAAGAAGACUGCAAAGAGGCGCCCUGAUCUGAAGAUUAUCGUCACCUCGGCCACACUUGACGCGGACAAGUUCUCUGCGUACUUCAACGAAUGCCCGAUCUUCACGAUCCCGGGUCGUACUUUCCCCGUCGAGAUUCUUUACAGCAAAGAGCCCGAGUCGGAUUACUUGGAUGCAGCGCUGGUUACGGUCAUGCAAAUUCACUUGACAGAGCCGAUGGGAGAUAUCCUUGUCUUCUUGACUGGUCAAGAAGAGAUUGAUACUGCAUGCGAGGUUCUGUACGAGCGUAUGAAGGCUUUAGGACCUAAUGUUCCAGACCUUAUCAUCCUACCGAUCUAUUCGGCUCUGCCGAGUGAGAUGCAGUCCAGGAUCUUUGAUCCCGCACCUCCUGGAAGCAGAAAGGUCGUCAUCGCAACAAACAUUGCCGAGACUUCAAUCACAGUGGAUGGCAUUUACUAUGUUGUCGAUCCCGGUUUCCACAAACAGAACGCUUACGACCCCAAGCUUGGAAUGGACUCACUCGUGGUAACUCCGAUCUCACAAGCUCAGGCCAACCAAAGAGCUGGCCGUGCUGGCCGAACCGGACCAGGAAAGUGUUUCCGCUUGUAUACCGAGGCUGCCUAUCAGACAGAGAUGUUGCCGACAACUAUUCCAGAAAUCCAACGCCAGAACUUAGCGCUCACGGUGCUGCUGUUGAAGGGAAUGGGCAUUAAUGACCUGAUCCAUUUUGACUUUAUGGACCCACCUCCUAUCAAUACCUUGCUCACAGCCCUCGAGGAGCUAUACGCAUUAUCUGCGCUAGAUGACGAGGGAUUGCUUACCCGGCUGGGUAGGAAAAUGGCAGACUUCCCAAUGGAGCCUUCCCUGGCCAAGGUGUUGAUCGCGUCUGUUGAUAUGCGCUGCUCUGACGAGAUCCUCUCCAUCGUUGCCAUGCUGAGUUUGCCAAACGUCUUCUACCGACCAAAGGAGAAGCAGGCUCAGGCAGAUCAGAAGAGGGCGAAGUUUUUUGACUCCACGGGAGAUCACCUUACGCUACUUGCUGUCUACAACGGGUGGAAGCAGGCAGCAUACUCAUCACCGUGGUGUUUUGAGAAUUUCAUCCAGGCGCGGUCGAUGCGUCGUGCGAAGGACGUCCGGGACCAGCUCGUCAAGAUCAUGGACCGAUACAAGCAUCCUAUCGUCUCCUGCGGCAAAGACACCCAGAAGGUGCGUCGAGCACUCUGCUCGGGCUUUUUCCGGAACUCAGCCAGGAAAGAUCCCCAGGAAGGCUACAAGACUCUCAUCGAAGGCACACCGGUGUACAUGCACCCUUCCAGCGCACUGUUUGGAAAGCAGGCCGAAUGGGUCAUCUACCACAACUUGGUCCUGACGAGCAAGGAGUACCUGAGCACCGUCACGGUCAUAGAGCCAAAGUGGCUGGUCGAAGCGGCGCCUACAUUCUUCAAAGUUGCACCUACAGAUCGAUUGUCCAAGAGAAAACAAGCGGAAAGGAUCCAGCCGUUGUAUAACAAGUAUGCAGGCGAGGACGAUUGGAGAUUGAGUGCACAGAAGCGCGUUGGUAGAUCCGGUGGAGGGGGUGGUACUUGGGGUUAA